AUUCAAAAUCGUGUGGUGUACAAGGAGAAAUUUACUCAGUAAAUCAAGUUUAUUUUACAAAGAAUGUUGAUAUUGGGUUGGGGGGGGAUAUCAAGAUAGCCAACAAGCCGAUACUUCCACGUAUAUAUCUGUUGUUCUACCGAUAGCCGUUGACACCAGGGCUUUUGUUAACACUUCACAUUGAAAUUGACCCUGGCCCUGCGUGGGGGGCCAAGAGGGCGGUGUUUUCUCAAACCACAGACAACAAAAAAAACUGGUCGGCGGCGAUUGACAAUUUCCUGAAGAGAGGUCGGCCUUAUCACUCCUAAAUCUCUCUUCAAAGUGUCCUAUCUGGAGUGAACCCAAGUCGGCAGGAAUCCGUGCAGGCACGUAAAGCACAUUGUUCCAUGGACACAUAAUGGAAUUACUAAGUCACCUGUGAGAGAAGCUGGAACGAAGGCUCUAUGCUGUGCGCUUUACCACUCCUAUAGUGAGUGACCUCCUCUUGGAAAACGAUUUUAUACCAAAUACUUCAGGUAUGAUUCAGAGGAAGGAGGUGGUACUCUCAGUCCUAGGGGAGCUGCAGGAUGCCACAGAGAGCUCCGGCCUGGACGCACUCACCAGGGUAGCACUGGAGGUCCACCAGGUCCUGGCCCCCUUCACCCUGCCUUACUCACCCUGCCAUGAGUUCCCUGACUGGGCAGGCAUCGACGGCGUGGCCCAUAGCCUGUACCCUGCUGACGCCCCCGGAGGCCUCCUACCUCUGGUCUGUAAGGGAGAGGGGAACCUGCUGUUUGAUGCAGCCAGCAUGUUGCUAGUGGGGACUACUAUUCUCAGUCUGGAGCUACAGGUACGUACGGUGGUGGAGAUGCUGCUGUGGAAGAGAUACUACCUGGGUGGUAUGAUCGACUCGAAGGUGAUGCUGCAGGCAGCCAGGUUCAGCCUGUGUGCCGAGGAGUCCCAGGACAUGCUCAACCUCCCCCUCUCAGUCCUCGAAGCUAUCUUCGACGCCGACGUCAAAGCCUCUUGCUUCCCUGGCUCCUAUGCUAACAUGUGGCACCUCUACGCUCUUUCCUCCGUCCUCCAGUAUAACAUCUAUUCUAUCUACCCCAUGUACAACCUCAAGAUACGACCCUACUUCAACCGCCUGAUAAGACCGAGGUCCUACCCCAAAGACACGGAUCCUAUCACUAUACACAUCAUGUGGUCCGGAGAGCUGGAGGGGGGAUCUUCCAGGUUCAGACCUAGAGUCUUUGUAGCAUUAGUCCAUUCUAGUGACCUCCAGAUGGGCAGUCCUAACGACGAGCAGAGGGUCCCCCCUCUGAAGACACUGGAGCUUCUCAACCAGGACUCUCACCUGUCCUACUCCAGUCUGAAGGAAAAGUACAACAUCACCAAGAGUACCUUCUACCGCUGGAGACGGCAGACGCAGGAACACCGCAAAAGAUCUGCUGCCAGGUACGAGGCCAAACACUUCCUCCAAGCGUGCUAUCUGGAAGGGAAGCUCAUCCCUCUGCAUCAGUUCAAAGAGUUCUUCCCUGAGAUCUCCAGGUCCACCUACUAUGCAUGGAAGCACGAGCUGAUCUCAUCUGGCGGUAGUUUCUCCACGUUCUCCACGGGCGAGGUGAGUCCAGGGGACAGCACGGAGCAGGAGUCCUGGUCCUCCCCAGAGUCCAAGCUCGGGCAGGUGGAAGACCACGAGGUAGAGCCAGACACAGAGCAUCACGACAGCGUGGCCAGUCUGUUCGGCCUGAACUACAACAAUGAUAAGAUGGAUGGAGAGCGAGCCCAAAACAUGGCACUGAUGCAGGAGGCCAAGAAGGUUCUUCAGAACUGCAUCGCUAGGAAUACAUCGUUCCCCUUCCGCAUCUUCAAGAGGAGCUUCCCUGGGAUCUCCAGGUCGACUUACUACAACUGGAGGAGAGAGGCCAUGCUAUUUAACCGUGGCUACAAGGUCGGAAGCAGUGAAAACAGCUUGGACACGGAUAAGAGUAGUCCAACUGGUGGUCUGUCCCCUAUCGGGGGGACUGAGAGCCAUGGUCAUGCUGCCACGGUCUUCCCCAGAGUUAAGAUCUAUAGAAACAACCAUAAAGGGUUCAGGAUGGUGUUCCUACGCAGGAAGAAGCUCAGAGAAGCUGCCAAGGUGAAGGUGUGGAGGUCAAAAUGGCCUCUGUCUAGGUUCAGAGUGAAGUACCCCUCCCUGUCCCUCUGUUUCUAUUGGCUGUGGCGUAACGGCCCCAGUGGAACCAGGAAGGAGGAAAUCACCACCCCGUCUCUAGAGAUGGACACGUCUGAGAUUAUUAUAGAGAACAACAACAACAACGCAGUGAAAGAGAAUGGGAUGAUGAUGGCAGAGUGUGACAUAAAGACAAAGGCUCCAAUUCAGGACGUGUUCUCCUUUGAGGGGGACCGAACAGAGGAUCUGAGAGGCCCCGUCACCGUGACAUCUGCCUUCGACACCCCCCUCCCCAACCCAACCAAGAUGUCCGCCGCCGCCGCCGUUCCCACAGACGACCAGAUGUUUGUUAUGGAUCUGGUGGCCCUGGCCAACUUCAAGGCCAAGGCCAAAGUCUUCCUGCAGCAACGCUUCGAGGAGAAGUCCUUCCCCACAUUCAAAGAGUUCAGGUCCUUCUUCCCCCUGACUCCCCGCUCCACCUACUAUAUGUGGAAGAGAGCCCUGCAUCACGGAGUGCCACUGGUACAUGGCUGAGCGUCAUGGCUGAGCGUCAUGGCUGAGCGUCAUGGCUGAGCGUCAUGGCUGAGCGUCAUGGCUGAGCGACAUGGCUGAGAGAGGACACUUAGUGUAAUGGUGGUCAUACACUCUGUUACACUACCUUUAAGCAGAAGGGUGUCCCUGUAACAAACUGAAAUGCUCUCUUGUCUGUAGUCUCUUCCGAAUCCUAAACUCUUUCCCCCCUCCCCCGUCACUCCCUUUAGAGUCCUCAGUAUCAACCCCCCACCCCUCCUCACCCACUUCGAAAUAAUGUAGAUUUUCCAUAAUUGUUUUCAACUGAGCACACUGUAACUGUUUGGUUUGAGGUUUGAGGUAUGCUUCAGCACCUGGGUGAAGUCUAAUGUAUUGAAAUGCAUCUUAAACACCAUGUUCUCCCUCCAUCUCUCGUCUCCAUUCCUGGCUCUCCUUUGUUCUCCUCCCUCCCUCCAUUCCUUCACCUAUCACCUUCAGGACAUGGACAUUUGCACAUCUGUGAAAAGAGACUGUCCUACAGUUCGAGUAAUGGGCCUCUGGCCUCUAGCAAAAGGCAGUUGAAAGUCAUCCUGAUGGUGACCAACCAGUGGGGGUUGAGUUUUUUAAAAUGGCUUCUUUGUUUGAGACUGGGUGUGUGUUCUUCUUCUCUUGUAUCAUCUUGGUUUUAAUCCCCUUCAGGAAGGACUCCUUUUAUUUCCCAGUUUUUUUUUAUUUUUAUUUUAUUUUAAAUUGUUUUCAGGUUCCUUCAGGAUGUAGUGUUUUUUUGUUAAUCCAUUUGAUGUCUGUCUACCUGUUUUGUAGGAUUCCUAGUGGUUUACAUUUUUUUUUAUAUGUGUUGUAUUGAAAGAAGUCUGGUUGUGUCAGGAAAAAGCCUUUUGUUUCAGAAAUUCAGUUUCUCCUCUUUUUUGUGUGUUUAAAACAUGCUCUGUACACACACACACACACACACAGUGUUUUGAUUCACCAUUUUUUUUUUUUUUUUUUACUAUUGAAUGUACAUCUAAAAUGAUGAUUUAACUUGGUGCAUCGCUGUUUGUGUUUCAGGGUCUUUACUUCAUCGUGAUUUGUAUAGCAAUAGAUGCUACGCUGAACAGGUAAUGACCUAUAGAUUGUCUCCUACUGUAAGGUAUUUUGUUUUUGCGCUGUGGUAUUUCAAUGAGAUACGGAACACAUCUCAACCAUCUCAAUGAUCCGUUUUUUUUAUUUCAUAUGUUACAGGGUUGUCUUUUCAAGACAGAUUUAUUUCAAUUUGAAUUGAAUUGUUUUCUAAUGAAUGUUUACAACACUUCUGGACUCGCUACCAGAAUAUGUUUAUAUGCUAAUUGGCCUAAUUACGUGUAUAUUUUCUUUAAGAAUUUCUAUAUUUUCUCUGUGAUUACCAUACCUUUUUUUUUUUUAAUAACUACCUAUAUUCAUGUUUUUCCUGGUAACCGUAAUGUGAAAAUAAUCUUCUCUCUAUUUGAAGUCCUAAAGCAUGGUAUAUUAGUUUUGUUAAAUCAUGUUUGUCUUAUUUGUUUUAUGAAAUGUGAGUUUCAUUUUAGUUAUGUUCCCAAACACAUUCUCUCAAAGAGUAUUGGUGUACCACUGCCAUCAUAGCAGCCAACAUGAUGUUUCCUAGUCUUAAUGUUUUCCUGCAGAACAUCAAUAAAACCACCCACUCA
This is a messenger RNA of Salmo salar (Atlantic salmon), 4347 nucleotides long. It is a transcript of the gene vrtn, whose product is annotated as vertebrae development associated. The record is from RefSeq and is a predicted model, not a curated record. Gene Ontology annotation, cellular component: chromatin. Gene Ontology annotation, biological process: regulation of transcription by RNA polymerase II. Lineage: Eukaryota; Metazoa; Chordata; Actinopteri; Salmoniformes; Salmonidae.